CAAUAAUUUGCAUUUAUACAGAUUUAUGAAGUGAAUCAAUCGGUCAGACAUGGUCUAUGGUGGAAAAUUGGGCAGGACGUCUUUCAUUACAUAGUCCUUCAAGGUGGUGACGAGGAGACAUGCAGAGUGAGGUAGAUCACCUGGUUGAGUGAUGUCAUGACAACAACCUCGCACUCAACGUCAGCAAGACCAAGAAAUUGAUUGUGGACUUCAGGAAGGGAGUCUGAUGUCAGCCAUCUCAGCAACAUGACAUGUGCAAUCAAACCAGAUGAGUAGAGAACCCAGAAAGGAUAUUUGAACUGUUUAUCGAGGCCCUGUGUCCAAAAUCAAUAGAUGACGAUCCUGCAGUGUUGAGGCAAUUCCCAGAAGAUAGCAAUGACCAGGAAUCUCUGCAAAGCCUGCCUAAGUUCUGCUUCCCUUUUGAUAUGGAAAGGGAAUGGGAAAGUACCACAGUCCAGCAGUUCACUUUCGUCCUGACAGAUAUAGAUGGAUUUCAACGGUUUGGUUUUUGUCGGCUGACUGGGAGUUCGAAGACCUGCAUCUGCAUCCUCAGUUUCCUGCCCUGGUUUGAAGUUUUCUACAAACUCCUAAACAAUAUAGCUGACUUCUUGGCAAAAGGACAGUACGAUGAAAUGAAAGAGCUCCUGAGCCUUCUGCACGCUCAGCCACCACCCCGGUCAGACUCUCCGCUCAAUCUUGAAUUUGCCCAACAGCUGGGAGUUACGACGGAACGAUUUCUGAAAGACAUGAAGAGGGAUGCUGGUAGUGGUAUGGCACCGCUUUCUUAUUUCAUUGCCCCUGACAGCAACAGCUUGCCUACAAUCCCAGAGAGUAGGAACCUGACAGAAUAUGUGGUUGCUGUUGACGUAAACAGCAUGUUGCAUCUCUUCGCUAGCAUGCUGCAUGAGAGACGCAUUAUCAUCACUUGCAGUAAACUGAGCACGUUAACUGCAUGUGUGCACGGUUCAUCUGCAAUGCUCUAUCCCAUGUACUGGCAACACAUAUACAUCCCGGUGCUCCCGCCACAUCUCCUUGACUACUGUUGUGCUCCAAUGCCUUACCUGAUAGGGAUCCAUAGCAGUCUAAUGGAGAGGGUGAGGAGCAAAGCUCUGGACGAUGUGGUUAUAUUAAACGUCGACACCAACAGCCUGGAUUCACCCUUCAAUGACCUGGAAAAGCUGCCACCAGAUGUGAUGUCUGUUCUGAAGAUGAAGUUGAAGAAGCAGUCAGCAGUGACGGGCGAUGUGGUGGCUCGAGCAUUUCUGAGGACACAGGCUGCAAUCUUUGGAAGCUAUCAAGAUGCCCUCAAAUUUAAUGCUGGGGAACCAGUUACGUUUUGUGAGGAGACAUUUUUGGACCACAAACCGAGCUCGAUGAAGAAUUUCCUGCAGCAUGCAGUGCACCUUCAACUGUUCAAACAGUUUAUAGAUAAUCGACUGGAAAAGCUUAACCAGGGGAAGGUACUGACAGAUCUGUUCGAGGAGGAGGUUAAUCUGGGUGGUUAUUCUUCAGGCUGCUCCAAGACCUAUCAACAAUGGAAGCAAAGUGUAAAGAGAAGUGGUGGAGCCCUGAUUCACACAGUGAAAUCUAAAGCCAAUCCAGCUGUGAAGAACAUGUAUAACUUUGCUAAAGAUCAAGCUAGAUUGGGCUUGAAGGGGAUGAAAAAUCGUCUGAAACACAAGGACUUGGGUAAUGAGCAAGGGUUUCAGCGCGGUGGAUCACUGAGAUAUCAACCGGUCGGGGGCCCCAUCCAUCAGAGGCGCAUUCAGACAGAGUCCCUGCAGAACCGCCUGCCCAUCACCCAGCACUUUGGUCAGUCUCGCCCCCGCAGACCAACCCGUCGCCAAACAAGCAUCAACGGACCGCUACCCACUGGGACAGUCAGAUCCACCAGUGAGGAGGAUGGACUAGACAGCUCCCUGGACACAAUCACUGAUGAAUUCCUUGACUGCAGCCUCCUGCAGGAAGAGAAUAUGGACCUGCUCGGGGAGAUCUUUGAUACACUCAGUACCCGGACAGCUCACGACAAGGGCCAUCUAUAUGGAACGCGCAGCCUCGACUUAUUCAACUUGGACUCCAUGGAGGACAUCCGCAGGGUCAAAGGUGCCAACCCCAGUGAAGAGGACAUUAGCUUCAAGAGCAGGAGAGAAUCUGAGCCCAUGGAUCCCCAGAUGUGGGGUCUUGAUGGUUCCACUGAGUGUAUGAUGUCCCUGUCAGCCUCACUGGAGGAAACAUCUGGCAGGUCUUCAAUGUCUACCAGUCAAGCAGACCUCGGAGAUUCCGGGAGUCUCUCAAGUCAUGAUGAAAACAUAACAGCCCCAGAGCUGCAGCCUCUGGCUCUCAAUACUCCAAGCUGCAGUAAUCCAGAGGCUCCGGGAUCACUGGAAGACUCUUCGUCUGUUUCACCAGCUGUCAAAGAGAACGACAAGUGUACAGGGAUUCACUGGGAUAAAGGAUCACCACUAAUUCAGCCCAGCAGAACAUUGGCUGACAAUGAAGCCCCUGAGUCGGGUAAGAGCGAGGCAAGGAAUGACGUGCUAAUUGAGGACUCAGGCUCCCUGAGUUUACCUUUGGAGAUCAGCGAGCUGAAACCCUCUAAAGAGGAAUUCAGCAACUGCAAAAGACAAGAAGCAGAGGUGAAAGAAGUCAACAGUCCGGCAACAUGUAAAGAAGGAAAACCUGAGCUGAUACUUCCACCAACAGCACCUAAAACAUCAACAAGACUGAAGGGUAGGCCAGUGUCAGAGGCUCUUGAAGGCAGGGAAGGAGGCAGCCAUGCUAUGAAGGAGAGAAGCCCCAGCAGGCAGCAUGCCGAGUCUGCUGUGCAAGCCUGGACUGAGGAGGACUCCCCAGGCGAUCCCACAGUCCCAGCCACCAGCGAGGAGCCAGCCAACCCAAGCGUGCAAUCGGUGUUGUCCUACUUCCAAGCCUGUGCCGGGGAACAACGGCUCGAGCCCAGCAGAGGGAAGCUCCGCCCAAUAUCCGUCGUAGCAACUGGGGCCUUAAGCAGAUCUGGAAAAAUCGAAUGGCAGGAGGAACUGGGCAAAUCUGUCGCUGAGGCUUCCUCCCAUCUUCCUGAUGCUGGGAGGCUGCCAGAAACAGCAUCAGAGGAGCAGAAAGAUCAGAAAAAAUGUGUGUCACCAAUGGAGAAUGAUCCAGGUAUUACCACACCUAGAAAGGUUUCAGAGCUGAAAAAGAGAUUUGAAUCCUAGGAGCUGAUUAAAUUUAUAUAUGCUCCCCCAUUAGUGAUGCUUCCUCAGUAACUGAAUGUCAAUAUCGAUUGUUUCUUUGGCUCGGCAAGCACCAGCUCUCCCCGUGUCUCAUAUAAUAGUCAUUAUCUUGACACAUACCUUAAGUAUGCUGGGAAAAGGAGAUUUCUUUCCCCCAAGGUCAUCAAGAGUUUGAGCUGAUGCUAUUGAUGGUUGGGAAUUGACAUUUCAAAAGUUAGGCUAUGCUAGUGUAAUUUCAAAAUUGCAUGAACUUAAAAGAGUGUGGUGCACAGCAGUUGUGCCCAGAGUUAGAAUCAGAAUCAGGUUUAAUAUCACUGACAAAUGUCAUGGAAUUUGCUGUUUUAUGGCAGCAGUACAUUGCAAUACAUAAUAAUUAAAAUUAUACAGAUUGAUAUAAAUAGUACAUAUUAAAUACAGCAAACAGAGCCAAAAAAAAAGCAAAUGUACAAAUGAGGUAAUGUUCCAGGGUUUAUUGUCCAUUCAGAAAUCAGUAUUAUUUGGAUAGUUUCAACCAAGAGACAUAACAGCCCUGAAAGGCUGCUUGCUUCACGUGUCUCUGAUGGCAUGGUAAGGGUAAUGGAGCAGCAAAUAUCAGAGGGAAUGUUUUGUUCAAGAGGAAAUGAUAUGUCAUCCUUGUCACAAAUUGAGGAUAUUUCAUUGAGCCAUUGUUUCUGAAGUGUAGUCACUGUUGGUGGAGAGACAGGGAAUGAGAUCUUCCAUUGUUUAUUUGAAAAAUAAGCAGAGGGUGAUGGACAUUUAUUGACCUGCUGUGUACACACCUUCCUAACACCUCAGCAUCC
Hypanus sabinus (Atlantic stingray) is the source of this 4030-nucleotide messenger RNA. RefSeq names its product DENN domain-containing protein 1B-like. Gene Ontology annotation, molecular function: phosphatidylinositol phosphate binding; guanyl-nucleotide exchange factor activity. Gene Ontology annotation, biological process: endocytic recycling; endocytosis. The coding region runs from base 426 to 3212 and encodes 928 amino acids. NCBI's taxonomy places the organism in Eukaryota, Metazoa, Chordata, Chondrichthyes, Myliobatiformes, Dasyatidae. The record is from RefSeq and is a predicted model, not a curated record. The transcript is spliced from 25 exons. Gene Ontology annotation, cellular component: intracellular membrane-bounded organelle; cytosol.